AUGGAACAUAUAAAACAGAUACUUUAUACACUUCUUAUCCUAUCGGUAUUCCAUUGUACAACAUCAACUUAUUUUGGAGAUGCAUUUGCUCAGCAGACUGACGAGCCUGCUAGAAUUAGCUGGCUCUUUUCCAACGCUGCUGUUACAGCUAAGAGGACUCAGAGAAAUAUACUAGAAUCCAGAACAGAACCUGAGAUUGAAGGUUUGUUUAUGAUCACAAACGGCAAGUGUCGUGACAAGUUAAAUCAUCUUUGCGGAGAUAUAGGGAGGAAUAAUGACGAACUCGUACUGCUUGAAUGCAUUCAGACUUUCAAACCUACCGAGAUAUCCGGAAUUGAUCAGAAGUGUCAAGAAGCAAUUUGGGGCUAUAUCCAGAAUAUUACAGACAAUCGAAAUAUAGAGAGGCUGGCUAGGAAAGCAUGCGGUAAUCAAUUGGACAAUCUGCAAUGUUCUCGUUCUGACUUCAUCCAUGGAUCGUACUUGUCUUGUUUGAUCGAUAAACGAGAAAUGGUCAGAGAUCCUGACUGUAUCACAUAUAUCCAGAGAUUGGAGUGGAUCGCUUUCAGUGACUUCCGAAUUCUGACUCCCUUCAAGACAGACUGUGCGAACGACAUUAAGAAGUUCAAGUGCGACAGUCUGCAGCCGUACAGAGAUAUAUCGCAGGGUCAGAUAUUAGCGUGCUUGCAAGAACACGUUGAACAAUUGCAGCAGGAAUGUAGGAGGCACAUUCUUCAUGUGUCUGAGAUCCAAGCAGAGAACAUCAAGCUGGAUCGCCAGUUAUACAUGGCCUGUACUCAAGAUCACAUUAAAUUCUGUCCGAGGAUCCGACCGGGCAGUGGUCAGGUGUAUAAAUGUUUGAUGCAGCAUAAAACUGACAGAUCGAUGACCGGACAGUGCCAAGAGCAAUUGACGAGGAGAGAGAAGCUCAUUGCUUCUGAUUACAAAAUUAGUAAAGGUCUGGUCAAAGCUUGUAAGGAAGAUAUUAGGAAUUAUCACUGUAGACGAUCCGUGUCCGAGGACAAAGAGAUCAAGUUGGCGCAGAUUUUGCUCUGUCUGGAGUCCGCCGUGAAGAACGGCAGCAAGAUAGACGGGAAUUGUCAGGCGGAAAUGUUUGAUCACAGGAAGCUCCUGAUGGAGGAUUACAGAUUAUCACCGGAGAUCGUGGACGGCUGUGCCAACGACAUCACAACCUUCUGCAACAGCCUCGAGGUUGGCGGCGCUACGAUACAUUGUCUAAUGGAGCACACAAGGACGAGGAAAAAGAAGUCGAGAGUCACGCCAAAGUGCCAAAGAGCGUUGGAGGAGUUAAUUUUGGAAGCAGAUGUCGGUGAAGAUUGGAGAAUUGAUCCGGUUCUAAGGGAACAUUGUCAGUCUGUGGUUAAUGUAGCUUGCAGAGACGUGCAUGGUGGAGAUGCCAGAGUAAUAUCUUGUUUGAUGGAGCAAUUAGGAACGGAAAGGAUGACCGUAGCUUGCGAGACAGCCUUAGUGCAAAUACAAUAUUUCAUCGCUAGAGAUUUCAAACUUGACCCACAAUUGUACAAAGCGUGCAAAUUUGACGCUGUACGUUUGUGCCAUGCGAGAAAUGCGUGGGCCAAUGACGGGAAACAAAUGGAUCCAGAAACAGGACCUCUCGUUUUACCAUGUUUGUAUCGGCACGCAUAUCAGAAAAAUAUGACGUUGAAAUCGGAUUGCUUGGAAGAGAUUAGGAGAGUUAUGAGGCAGCGUGCUGUGAAUGUCGACUUACAACCUGAAAUAGAAGAAGUGUGUUUCAAUGAGCUUGCAUCUCUCUGUUAUGAAAAAACUGCAAAGGGAGAAGAAAUUCUUUGCCUGCAGGAUAAUUUAGACAACCUGAACAAAAAGUGCAAGCUUGCAGUUGGAAAUUUCACGGAGGAACAAGCGGAGCGUGUUGAGCUAAAUCCGAUCAUCUCUUCAACCUGUCAACACAUCAUGGAACGCUAUUGCGAGGAGGUACUGAAAUAUGGAAAAGAUGAGGGAGAUAUGAUGGAGUGUCUUAUUGAACACAAAAAUGAGCUAGACGCACGCUCUGAUUACAAAUGCAAAGCAGCCGUAGAACAUUUCCAACUGAUAUCCUUGAAGAAUUACCACUUUACGUAUAAGUUCAAGGAGGCAUGCAGACCUUAUGUUAAGAGAUGGUGCCCCAGAUCGAAGACGAAAGCUGAUGUGAUAGCGUGCUUAAGUUUGAUCGUGCAAGAGGACAUAAUGAAGGAGUCCCAGCAUCGUGUGCUGAAGGAUUGCAGACAGCAAUUGCGGGCGCAACUUUAUCAGCAGCGGGAAAACAUUCGUUUUGAUCCUAUCCUGCAAACAUCCUGCGCAACGGAUAUCAAACAAUACUGUUUCAAUGUGGAGCCGGGAAAUUCACAGGUACUAGAGUGCUUAGCGUCACACAAAUCUAAGCUAUCCGAUGUGUGCCACAAACAGCUGUUCAAAGUGAGGAAGCAGGAAUUCCAGGACAGCUCUAGUGAUUUCCCUUUACUGAACACUUGCCGAGUCAUGAUCAGGCAAUACUGUCACGAUGUGAGCAGAUCGCAAACGUUGGAUUGCCUUAAGCGAUACAAAGACGAGCUCACCUUCGACGACAAGUGCAAGAACAUUGUGAUUCGAAGAAUGAUUGAGCAGAAUACGGAUUAUAGAUUCAACAACGCGUUGCAGAAUGCGUGUUCCUACGAUAUCGACAAGCAUUGCAAAGAGGUACUGGUACACGAGCCUUCUGACAAAGAGCUUGAAGGAAAGGUCAUAAGAUGUUUGAAGAUCAGAUUUCGUGAAUCCAAACUGACCACAAAGUGCGAGCAUCAAAUGGCUAAUAUUCUCCGAGAAGCUGCGCUGAAUUACCAUCUAAAUCCAUUAUUAGCAACAAUGUGUGCGCAUGAGAUUGAAACCAUAUGUCGUUCGGAGGAGAACGAGCCAGGCGCCGUUGAAGAAUGUCUUAAGAGAAAGUUUAAUGCCGGAAAUCGCGACAUGAAGGAAGAAUGUCGCUUAGAGGUCGCUGAUCUUAUAGAGCAGACGAGAGCGGAUAUCAAUGUGGAUCCUUUGUUGCAGAAAGCUUGCGCCGUCGAUGUCAGCAAAUACUGCAGUGCUGUUCCCCAAGGCGCUGGAAGACAUAUAAUGUGUCUACAAAAUGCGUUGGAAGAUAGCAACAAGUCUUUGCAACCCGAUUGCUACAAAAUGCUGACUACCAGAAUGGAAAUGUUUAAGAAUGCUGCCAAGUUGAUCGCGCCGAACACCAUCGAGGAGCUUUAUAUGACAGUGAAUGGCUCCCCUGCGCGACGUUACUUCAUGAUUGUCGGCUGCACCAUGGUUGGGAUUAUUUUUAUCAUCGGAAUGUUCUGCGGCCGAGUGACCAGGCGGACGAUGAUCAUGAAGAACAAGUGACGCCGCGGGCGUCCGUCCACUAGUAAAAUGACUUUCGUGAGAUUAGCCGAGGGACAGAAAACGUAAAAUGUAACGGGUCAACUCUUUUGCGUAAUACCACGCAAAAUGCAAAGUUUGCGAUAGACGAAAGGAGGUAUCGAUCUUUUUAUACAUUCGUUUAUCAGAUUUUCGAAGUGCCACUCUUUGUAUUUGUAUGAUCAGAGACGGAACCGGAGAUUUUUGAUGUUGCUGUUAUGCACAAGUGGCGUUGCAAGAUUGUAAGAGUCGGAAGAUACUGGUAUCUAAAGAUAUAAGGAGAGGUAAGGAUUUAAAUAUUCAGAAAUAUUACGUUACUGCAAUAUCGUGAUCCUAAGAAUACAGGGUGUUUUAUAAAAUUUGCGGCAAGCUUCGGGAGCGUCGUUACGUUUAUCGGAAGUAACGUUCCUGGAACUUGUUACAAAAGUUACGAAACAAGCUACGUUACCUAAUUAUAACUUUAUAUUCUGUAGAAUGAGAUUUAUUCGUCGCGAAAGAAGGUAAAGAAGAAUUAUAUUAACUUUGAGCAGGAUCGACUCUAGGAUUCUUUUCUUUUUCCUACAGAGAAGGGAACAACGCUAAUUUAUCUUUACCUUUGAAAAAAAAUUCCUUUGAGAAAACGGGAAGCAAGAAAUUAUUUAACGAAAUAAUAUAAUUAACUGUAUUCGUUUUUAAUGAAGAGAUAACUUUAAUCAGAAAAGCAAUAUGGCGAUAUGCUGCCUGUUGUAUAACUCGUUUCGUCGGAGCCUGGAGUUGAUCUUGAUUCGGAAGAUCGUAUGCAGAGUCUCGCGCGCGCAACAAGAAACUACACAAAUGUAACAAUUGGAAGGUGGCGGUCCAAUUCCCUCUCCGCUGUCCCUCGGGACUCGCUGAAGCUUUGUAAUGCAACGCGUGAAUAAGAACGUGUCCGAGGGUUCCUUACCGGAACAGUUCUUGGUAGUGCCGGAGAAAUAACCGUGCGAUGUUCGCGAGUGAAUUAUUCCCGUGGGACAGACGUGCGAGCUGACGAUCCCGCCGGGACGACUCCGCGUACGGAGAACGAACACAGAACGAAAUACAUUUGUCGUCAACAAGCGUGUCUCGAUGUCUAAAUUUUCUGUACGUUUGUGAUAUAAAGGUUCAUUAAGGGAACGAAAAUAAAGUGUCUGAGAUUGAUUUCAGUCCAAAGAUAUACCGGGCACAAGUUAUCUCAGUCUUCCACAUUCAAGCUUAAGUUCCUCAUCAAUUUCGGAAAGGAUAUAUCCUGGACGGUGUCCGACUGAUUGUCGCGUCUUCUCUUGACCAUAGAUUCCGAGUGACGAGAAAUUCUUCGUGGCUUUAUUAACAAGAAUAUAUAGAUGAAUAUCAGAGAGUUGAUGGAUUCUAGUAGAUGAUGUUUUGGUAGAUUUAGUUCAAGGAUUGGAUAUUUGUAAUCUUCUUGAAAAGAAAAAAAUCGUUGUAGAUAAUUGUCUUCCAUAUGAAAGUGGAGUUACAAAUGAUUAAAUUAUCAUUAUAUUUGAACUAUAUUAAAUUAUGUGUAAACAAGCGUAUUUGCAUGAAAUUGUUUAGGAAUCUAUAUCAGGAAGAAAAUGUGAUAAUAUAUGACGGAGAAAAACCCUGUAUGAAUAAAAAUUUAUAUCUUUA
This is a messenger RNA of Dinoponera quadriceps, 5028 nucleotides long. It is a transcript of the gene Glg1, whose product is annotated as Golgi apparatus protein 1. Gene Ontology annotation, cellular component: Golgi membrane. Lineage: Eukaryota; Metazoa; Arthropoda; Insecta; Hymenoptera; Formicidae. The transcript has 14 exons. The record is from RefSeq and is a predicted model, not a curated record. Gene Ontology annotation, molecular function: fibroblast growth factor binding. Bases 1 to 3390 code for a protein of 1129 amino acids.